Messenger RNA from Arachis stenosperma, 467 nucleotides. RefSeq lists its product as uncharacterized. The record is from RefSeq and is a predicted model, not a curated record. Bases 73 to 417 code for a protein of 114 amino acids. The transcript has 3 exons. Lineage: Eukaryota; Viridiplantae; Streptophyta; Magnoliopsida; Fabales; Fabaceae.
GUUCCAUCUUCUUCAAAAUACACGAAACUGCUCCAUCUCUUCGAAUCUCUCUCAAUCACUCAAACUUCAGUCAUGUUCUCUGCGAAAACCACUACUGCAGAAGAAUUGCGAGAAGAUUUGGCAAGGAACAACCAAAAAAGAACAAAAAUAGCAUCACAAACUACCAAAGCAAAACAGAACAAGACAAUGGCAACAAUGAAGGAGAAGCCACACUAUAACAAAACUCAUUAUUGUAGAUGCAAAAUAAAGACAAUGGCAAUAGUGUACAGGGAUAUGACUCAAGAAAAGAAAGAUAUAGUGGAAGAAAUGGGAUUUGGUGCCCUGGCACAUGUCCUAGAAAUGAAUGUCUCUCAUGCCCUAUUGAGAGAAUUGAUUGAUCACUUUGCUGAAGAGAAAGGAUGCUUGAAAACUCUCUAGGGCAGAAUAUCCAUAACUCCUCGAAAAGUAGCAGCUGCCCUCGGCAUAAC